GACCCCCAAGGGGGUCCCGACCCCCAGGUUGAGAACCACUGCUAUAGACUCAGAGCACUCCACCAGUACGCAGCUUAUCAGCAUGUAGAUCACUCAUAUAUGUGCACAUAACUACCCAUAUAUGUGCACAUAGCUAUACUCUCAGCUGAUCUGUUGAUUGGGUUUCUAGACCCUUCCAUCUGCUGGGUAUCUUACUUAUAGCCAUUUGGGUUGCACUAAACACUGCCUACACUGGCCCAUUCAUUAUAGGCCGGUAGGUUUUGCCAAUUACAUGUGCAUUAGGCAGCGCCACCACCCCAACACAUUUACAAAAAUUAAAGUACCAACGCAGCGGGCAAAAAAAGAGCAUUAUUAAAGAAAAAAAAAAAAAAAACAUAAAAAGCAGAAAGGACGAACGUAAAAGUAGAAUUGUCAGGGCGGCAAGCAUGUCAUUCCUUAGUAUGGUGCCACUGUGCGAAAGCCGUAUUUGGCACAGGAAUGUGAUGCUUUUGCCAGACAGGUUAAAGUCUGGAGAACAAAGCCACAUGACCGAUGUUACUGUAUAACCCGCUGCACUUUUACACGAUCGCUCAUUCAUUUUUAUUUUUUUAUUAUAGAUAAAGUUAUUUUGCAUGUCCUUUUAUUAAGUGUUGACACUGCAAGGGUUUCCACAAUUACUAUAAAGAGUGCUAUUUAUACAACACUAACAUCACACCUUUCACACCUAUUGUAUCUUACUCCUUGCACAGUACUCAGCAGUUCUGGUCCCCCUAGAGUGCCAUGUUCAGCAAUGACACAUUAGUUGCACCAUCGGCCCUACUGGCCUGUGAGCCUUGCACCCUUGUACACUCUCCACCCACAAUACCCCCCCCCCCCUAUAUCUCACACCCUGCACUAUCACCCGGCAUCACACUCCAUCCCGGCUCAUCUAAGCUCACACUCAUGUCUUCUGAGAAUGCAGCUCACCCUCUGGCUUAUAUUAAACAUUUCAUGUCCGGAGGGGUUGGGGGAGUGUGUCUCACACUAGCUGGACAGCCUCUGGACACCAUCAAGGUGAAUCUACAGAUUCAAGGCCGACCUGAAUUAGGUGUAGCCCCUCGUUAUACCAACACUGCAGACUGUUUCCGAAAGAUUGUCACCCAGCAGGGGUUAUGGGGUCUCUACAGAGGAAUGGGGGCCCCCCUGGCUGGUGUGACCCCUAUAAUGGCAGUCACAUUUUUUGGAUUUAGUUUGGGAAAGAAGCUGCAGCAGAACCAUCCAAAUGAGCCACUCAGACCCAGGCAGGUAUUUGCAGCAGGAAUGUUGGCGGGACUGUUCGGUGCCGUUAUUGUCAUUCCUGCUGAGCGGAUUAAAUGCUUGCUACAGGCUCAGGCAAACAGCUCAGUGAAAAGGUUUGCAGGACCUAUAGAUUGUGCCCAACAACUGUACCGGGAGCAAGGGAUCCAGAGUUUGUACAGAGGCACCGUCCUCACGCUACUAAGAGAUAUCCCCGCCACUGGAAUGUACUUCAUGAGCUAUGAGUGGAUGAAACAGAUGCUUACACCAGAAGGUCAAAGCAUCAACAAUCUCAGCGCAGUGCGUAUUUUGCUCGCAGGAGGCGUGGCUGGCAUGUGUAACUGGGUAGUGGCCAUUCCAAUGGACGUUCUAAAGUCUCGAUUUCAAACAGCUCAUGCUGACCAAUACAGAGGCGUCCAGGAUGUUUUAAGAGACGUUCUGAGAAAUGAGGGGCCCAGGGGGCUGUACAAGGGCUUUACAGCAGCCAUGUUGCGAGCAUUUCCAGCCAAUGCGGCCUGUUUCCUGGGAUUUGAGGUUUCCAUGACAUUCCUAAACUGGCUGAUCCCAGACGGCUCUUGAGGACCCCGGAGAGACUGUGGCUCCUUAUAUCUAAAACUGUAAAAUGUGAUCCUCAAACAUGGAGCUCAUUCAACCAAGAGAUGUCUACGAGGAAGUCAGCGCCCAAAAAAAAAUGCAACGCUUAGAGGAUCCUAUUUAUAAGUCUAUAUGCAGCAGGGCUUGUGACUGUAAGUGGAAAAUCUUGGCAAUAUCAAGGGAUAUCCUAGAAGAGGCAAACCCUGAAAAAACUGACAACAUUCCUCAGACUGUUCAAUGUUACAAUUAACACUGAUAUAGAUGACUUUAUUAUCGAACAUGGCUCGAACUAGACUGAACUGUGGCUGCAGGUAUCAAUGUGUCAUUCUUCUGGUAUUUCAAAGUAUUAAUGUUUCAUUGUUUAGGGGCUCCAAGUGUUAUUGUGCGAUUGUCAUGGAACCUCAAAAUGUUAGUGUAUCAUUGUCCUCGGACCUCAGGGUGUUAGCAUGUUGUUGUUCUGGCA
This is a messenger RNA of Rana temporaria (common frog), 2311 nucleotides long. RefSeq names its product mitochondrial carnitine/acylcarnitine carrier protein-like. Gene Ontology annotation, cellular component: mitochondrial envelope. The record is from RefSeq and is a predicted model, not a curated record. Gene Ontology annotation, biological process: mitochondrial transport; carnitine transmembrane transport. The transcript has 9 exons. Gene Ontology annotation, molecular function: O-acyl-L-carnitine transmembrane transporter activity. Lineage: Eukaryota; Metazoa; Chordata; Amphibia; Anura; Ranidae. The coding region runs from base 760 to 1833 and encodes 357 amino acids.